Molecule: messenger RNA, 1509 nt
Organism: Hyalella azteca
Lineage: Eukaryota; Metazoa; Arthropoda; Malacostraca; Amphipoda; Hyalellidae
Product: sister chromatid cohesion protein DCC1
Exons: 9
Coding region: 169-1344 (391 amino acids)
Biological process (GO): maintenance of mitotic sister chromatid cohesion; mitotic sister chromatid cohesion
Cellular component (GO): nucleus; Ctf18 RFC-like complex; chromosome, centromeric region
Source: RefSeq, a predicted model, not a curated record
AGCCUACUGCGUAACUGCGUAGUAGUCAUAGUACAAGAUUACAAGAAAAUGAAGAAUCCUAGGCAGAGAAAAGUUAUAAAGUAAACGCUUCCAUCUAUCGUUGCUUCGUUGGGCACCAAUUAAAUUACAACAAAUCAUUGAUUUCUUUUCAGGUUGAAAUUUUUAGAUAUGGCUUGCAUUAAUAGGACAUUGGAAGAUGUUGAAAAACUCGUUGAGUUAGCCAAACUUGACGCUUCAAAAUUGUUUCCUUGUACCCAGACAUUGGAGUUUCCUGCUGCCUAUAAUCCUGAGAAAUAUUUGCUGUUGCAACUGCCCAACAAACUCAUUGAUGCUGUUAAACAAGGGGAUGAGCUCAUCUUGCGUGGUGAUUCUGAUGAUUUUGCAGUGCUGUGUACUGAUAAUGAAACAUUUGAGGUACGUGAAGCUGAGACAUCAAACUCAUUGGUGCUGGUUCCAUCAAUGCUCACCCCUGAAGAUAUGAAAAGCAUUGGUAACAGCCGAGAGCUUCUUCACAAGGAGAUUGUUGGAGUCCACAACAAAUAUCUGGAGGUUCGUCCAUGCCUACCGAGGCUUGGUAAGCUGCGUGAGCUAUUAUCCGAGUGUCCGUAUGCUGGCCCCUCUCAUGUGCCUAUGGAUGAUGAUGAACAAAGAAUGUAUGACAUGACUGACCUGUUGGAUCGAGUGCAAAGUAGUGAUGAUCAACUUCGAAGCGCACUUGAAGAUCUUCCUGCUCUCUUCAUUGAUGGUCACUGGCGCAUGCUGGAAUUUGAAUACUUUUUUGGUGCCACCUCGAGCGUGCUUGGGGUGAUUGAGGAGCAGCAGUGGCCUCUGGAUGCCGUGCCGCGUGUGCAGCUCAAGCAGCAACUGCGAGACGUCGAGCCGGAGCCAGUCAUUGAUCUCUGCCUUAGAUAUUUCUUUACUAACUCCGAUGAAAAUGAUGAUAUUUUGGCCAUCCAAGAUGAGAAGAUCAGUCGACUUUUUGCCGAGGUACUUCUGCGUCCAGCUGAUCGCUUCAACCUGAAUGAAUUUCUCACCAUAUGGCAGCAAAGCGUACCACCUGGAGUGAAUACAAGUGCUGAUCAGCUUGAAGGGCUUGCUCUCGUGGACCGCAACGUGUCGCCCCCCGUCGUCUGGCUCUACCCUGAACACCAGCUUCCUGAGGAUCCUGCUAUGCGCUUUUCUCAGCUCUUCGAAGUCAAGAACAAAUGGAGCUUGAAUGAAAUAUCUCCUUAUAUCAGGAAGCUUGCCAGCAGCAACUGCUCCGUGAGCAGCCUGCUCGCUAAACAUACUCGAGCUGCUACCCACAACGGCAUCAAAUACUACUCGGCCAAACACACGAGAUGAAUCGCAUCCCUCUAACUUCCUUGAUAUCCCUCGUAUUAUUCGUUACUGCAUCUUCUGUUGUCACUUAAAUUAAGCAAUUACGCAUUGUUUGCGUGAUGUCGCUGCAAUUGUUCAAGUUAUGUUGAAUUUCAUAGCGUCGAGUCUCAAGUAAAUUGUCAUUAUUUA